Oryzias melastigma (Indian medaka) is the source of this 3461-nucleotide messenger RNA. RefSeq names its product interleukin-1 receptor accessory protein. The record is from RefSeq and is a predicted model, not a curated record. The transcript is spliced from 10 exons. Bases 141 to 1745 code for a protein of 534 amino acids. Gene Ontology annotation, molecular function: interleukin-1 receptor activity. NCBI's taxonomy places the organism in Eukaryota, Metazoa, Chordata, Actinopteri, Beloniformes, Adrianichthyidae.
GUCGGAAGAAGCGGAAUCAAAAGUAAAAGCAGUCUGGAGUUAGUCAUGUCCAUAAACGUUAGCCAGCCCGAUUAGAAAGACGUUAAAGUGGUUCCUCCUGCUCUGGUUCUCACUGUUCUGCUCUGUGUGUGACAGCAAAGAUGGUGAAGGUCCACCUGACUCCUCUGUUUCUUCUAACUAUUCUCUCAGGUGUGGAGUUGUUGAGGCCCAAAGUUUUAUAUGUGAGAGAGGGGGAGAUGGUGGUGCUGCACUGUCACCUGGAAGCUGAUGAUUCUGGCCUGUUCUGGACCAUCCCCAGUGGUCAGAGGAUGAACCAGACCAGUGACACGUCAACAUCAGCUGAUCAAAGUCAGAUGAGUGUUCUGAUUCAUGGACAGAGCCUCGUUGUUCUUCAAACUUCUAUGAGCCAUCACGGCAAUUACUCGUGCUCUUUGGGGAACGCCAGCAGCCAAAUCUGGUUCAGACUAACUGUGUACACUGCACAGUCCAGCGAGUAUAAAGAGAAGAACCAGUAUCCUGCGACUUGCUUCACACAGGAACCUUGCACGUUGUACUGCCCUGCUGCUAACAUCCCAUGCACAAACAUAUCUGGGAUCAGCAGUAGGGGUAUAACAUGGAGUAAGGAAGGAGAAACUUCACUCAGUCAGAGUCACUUCCCGAGUGUGCAGCAGAAUGACAGCGGCGUGUACACCUGCAACAGGUCAUACACGUAUAAAGGUCAGACUUACUACAAGACCUUCGCAGUGGUGCUUAAUGUCCAAACAAAUGAACAGCUGGGAGAGUCGAUGAUUCUUUCACCCAAACAAAACCAGGAGUUCCAGGUGGAUCUCGGUUCUACGGUGGUGAUUGAUUGCAAAGCUGUCGUGACUUCAGAAGCCGAUGAAGUGUUCUGGCUGAGCGGCACGUCGUUUGUUGAAAAGGACGACAGCCUUCCAGUCUUCUAUAAUUAUUCUUGGGAACAAGGAGCCAAAGACAUAGAGACGACAGCAUCUCUCAUCUUCAAGAAGGUGUCAGAGGAUGAUCUUUUGAGGAAUUACACCUGCAAACUGCAGUCUGACCAUCAGAGCUCAACCUUCGUCACCAUCGUUCUGACUCCUAAAGCCCGUGACCUCUCCGUCAUCAUCUGCAUCGUGGGGAUCAUAGUUGUUGUUCUUGUUGCAUCUGCAGUUUUUAAGUUUAGAAUUGAUCUUGCACUCUUCCUGCGAGACACCCUCGGUUGCUAUGGCACACCUCCAGAUGGGAAGAAGUAUGACGCUUGUUUGAUGUUUUACAAAAGCAGCUCAGGUGUAGAGCUGGGAAAGGCUGACAGGAAGUGGCUGGAAGGCGUCUUGGAAGAACGUUUCGGAUACAGUCUCUGCCUCCUCAGUGAGAACUUCUCAGAAGAUAACGAGUCUGUGUCCGAGUGCAUCGAGCAGAGCCGGACUCUGAUUUUGUUUCCCAGCUCUUCUGAUUCACAUCCAGGGUCCGAUUUGCUCAUCAAAAUCCGGGCAGCUCUUGCGGAGAAAAACACUUGCUUGAUUCUCAUCAAACCAGAGACGAAGCGAGCGUCAAGCACGGAGUCUACAUCAGAAGUCCUACAGCAUCUCAGCCGGGCAGGAAAUUGUGUGGUCUGGAAAGGCAGGAGCUCCAUGGAACCCAAAUCUUCCUUCUGGAAGCUUCUGCGUUUUCACUUGUCUGCCCCACAACAUCCGCCAAGACUUCUACCGGAGGAAUUGGCCCUGACUGAUCACUGCCAACACGCUUAGCACAGUUACAGCUUUUAUUCAUGAUAUUAGUUGGAUUUUUACUGAUUAAACUGCAGCAUAUUUCAUAGUCGCUUCAAUAAUUUAAUGUCUAGAUCAAUUAUAAACUUGGAAAGCACAACAAGGAUUUAUCACGUUCUCUCAGUCAGAAUUUGAAUAAAAUAAAACACAAUAAUGCUAAUAUUUAACUUUUUUAAACUUUUUGAUUGAUAAUCUGUUUUUUUACAUUCAUAUGUCUGCUGAUGGACAGUGUUAUUUUUUUUAUUAUUUUGCUUUAACUAAACUAAAUUUUAACCCAACUAGUGUUUAACAAAAACAGAAGUAAGACUUUCAAUUUUCAGUCUAUUGUAACUUUGUGGUUUAUCUUCUUAAUCUGUUUCAUUAUCUGUGGUCCUAACCUAGAUUUUUGUCCCUUAUGAUACUGUCAGGGAUUAGAAUUCACAUUAAUCUGCAUUAACAUGGAAGUUUUUGCACACAUUAAGAAGGAAAAGUGGAAAAGUAAACAGACUUUGCACCACCUCCUGGCAGAAAAAAGUCACUGCAGAAAAAACAAAAUAAAAUCUAGAUGUCUUUUUUUCUUUCUGACAAAAACAAGAAUAGAGAAAAACGGAAAACAGUUUUAGUUUUGCAUUCAGGUAAAUCUUUUUAUGUUGUUUACCAUUAUGUAUCCGUGUUAAAGUGCAGUUUUACAGGGACUAUAGCAAUAUUUGUUGGUUAAAAAUAAAAAGUGAAAACUGAAAUUGAAAACGACAGUCAUUUGUAAUCAACAUUACACAAAAACAAUCCUAUGGGUCUCCUAAGUAUGAAAGAGCAAAUUUAUAUUUUUGUCACUGUCUUUUAAAAGUUUUCGCUUUACAACAUUGUUUUUCUUUUACCACCAAGCUGCAUUAAGAGGUAAUGUCCAUGUGGUGGAGUCAUACCCCAUGUUUUCUGCUCUCAAUGACAGACUAGUGAAGAUCGCAUCACUAAUUUCUGACAACAGGGUCCACCCUGAACAGGUCGCCAGUCUGUUGCAGGGCCACCCACUCUCAUAUACUCCGAGGGCCAAUUAAGAUACACCAAUUAACUUAUGAAACAUGUUUUUGGACAGUGGGAGGAAGCCAGAGAGCUCUGAGGAAAUCUACAAAUUAAACAUUAAGGGUUGGAUUAGGGGGUCAAACCCCUAAAUGGUUCCCAAGUGUCUUUGUCUGCCACCAGUACUGUUCAUCUAAUGUCAAAGUCUAUGCUAAUCAGAGUAUGAUUGUGCAUAUACUACCAGCCACUGAACUUUUUAAAUGAGGGCAUUUUUGUGUAAACCAAUUAGCCAUGUGAGCCCAUUUUUAUUUUAGUUUUUGAAAAAUAAUUGUUUGGUUAAAACUGAAAAUCUGGGUUUUAAUGUUUAAUGAAACUAUCAUCCAUCUUCCGCUUAUCUGGGACCAGGUCGUAUUAUUUUGAAAGAGUCCUGCUAGUUGACCUAAUUUACCUUAACUUUUCAGGUUACCCAUCUAAAAUUAAGGUUUUGUUUUUUUCUUAAAUCUUAUUGGUAUACAGUAAAGAAAAUCUUAUAAUUUUGUUUUAAAUAACAUUUUGUUAAACUGAACUUUUUUCUUUUUGAAUGAUUAUUUCUGACUGUCUUAAAGGCAUUUCAAACAAAAACAAGAAAACUUCAGUAAUUUACCAAAACAUAUUAAAACUAUUGUUAUUUUAAAUUGUAUCUUGCCUUGCCAUUAACUAUUUUUU